Messenger RNA from Gossypium raimondii (Peruvian cotton), 1405 nucleotides. RefSeq names its product RING-H2 finger protein ATL74. Gene Ontology annotation, molecular function: transferase activity. The transcript has a single exon. The record is from RefSeq and is a predicted model, not a curated record. Gene Ontology annotation, biological process: protein ubiquitination. The coding region runs from base 700 to 1290 and encodes 196 amino acids. Lineage: Eukaryota; Viridiplantae; Streptophyta; Magnoliopsida; Malvales; Malvaceae.
CAAAUCAGGAAAUGGCAGCAAAGUUCCCCAAUUUCCACUAUGGAUGAAGUAGCAUCUUCGUUAUGACCCAACCCUUUGUCAUUGGCUUAAACCACGCUGGACUUACUACCUUAUCAAAACAACUGUUCAAUCAAAGGGAUCAUGAUCAGAUUUGGCCUUUAUAUUACCCCCAAUCAUGAUUAGGUAGGCAAACCCGUCUCAAUUAUAUCUUUACUUUUAUCUCUCGAUCUUACAUUUGUAUCUUACCAUAGAUCUCUUGAAAACCUGACCCCCACUAUCACAGCAAAUCACCCUUCAUAUAAAUUCCCCUUCCAUUCUUUUUUUCUGCAACUGCAUAAGUAAACAAGGUUCUGUGUUCUAGUUUUCAGGCUAUGAAAAGGGAGAAUCUUUUAUCUCUUUGAGUAACCUCCCCCCACCCAUGAAUUCUAGACCACAAAUUGAUAGGCUCAGGUAAAGGCAAGGCUUCCAUUUUGCUUUCCGUUUUCUUUUGCUUUAUUGAAGAGACAUGUUUUAGUAUUGUGAGGACUGAGGACCAUUUUGCUUAUCUUAGCAACAAAGAAGAUGCUUUUUUAUGUCUUUUUCUAGUUGGAAUCUUUACAACAUUGCUGUAGCCUUAAGGAACCUCCCAACUCCUUUUUUAGAACACUUGUUCAAUUGUUCUUGGGUUUUUUUUUUCCUCCAUAUUUCAAGUGGCUAGCUAUGUUAUCAGCAAGUGUGAAUAUGCAUCGACGCCUGCUUGGGACAGAAGUGAGCUUGCCACCGGAAAAUGGGAACAAAACUCAUGAUUCCUACCUUAGCGAGACAAAUUUCGACACCAACUUGGUGGUUAUAUUGGCAGCUCUUUUAUGCGCUCUGAUCUGUGCAGUGGGGUUGAACUCUAUAGUCCGUUGCGCUCUACGUUGCAGCCGAAGGUUUGCGACGGAGACCCCAGAACAAGCAGCUGCUCGCUUGGCGACAACAGGCCUGAAGAAACGAGAUUUGAGACAAAUCCCGGUGGCAGUGUAUGGGGAAGGCGUGGGUUUGCCGUCGACGGAGUGCCCAAUAUGCCUGGGAGAGUUCGUUGAUGGAGAAAAAGUAAGAGUGUUGCCAAAAUGCAACCAUGGGUUUCAUGUGAGGUGCAUUGAUACAUGGCUGCUCUCACACUCAUCUUGCCCGAAUUGUCGGCACUCGUUACUUGAAGUCGAUGCAUCAAAAACCGAGACAUCCCAGCAAGUCACUUCCCUACGGCAACCACAGAAUGGAUUAGGUGGUGAUCAUCCAAACGGCAGCGUCGUUGUCGUUGUUGGAUAGGGAAGUUCAAUACCCAUUUAGAGCUUGUAACUCUACUUGUAGUUGUUGUUAGAAGGGUAAACUGUUCACUAUCUAGAUUUUGGAGAGAUGAAAUGAAAGAAGUAUUUAGUCACAA